AUGAUUCCUAAAGGAGCCAAUGGAAUGAUAGAUCUUGUCCUCGGACCUAUGUUUGCUGGUAAAAGUACAGAACUACUGAGAAGGAUCAAGAGGUACAGAGUUGCAUCCAAGAAGUGUCUUGUCAUCAAGUACGCUAAUGAUGACAGGUACUCAGACAAGUGCGUUUCUACCCAUGAUAAGCAAAUGAUUGAGGCGGUAUCAUGCACAGACCUCUUAGAAGUCAAGGAAAAGGCGGAAGAAUUCGAAAUAAUCGGUAUUGAUGAAGGACAGUUCUUUGAGAACCUCGUACCUUUCUGUGAAGAAAUGGCCAACACUGGAAAGUGCGUCAUCGUUGCUGCCUUAGAUGGCACAUUUGAGAGAAAGCCAUUUGGGUCAGUACUCGAACUUAUCCCGCUCUCGGAAAGCGUAACUAAGCUAGAUGCAGUAUGUGUUGAUUGAAAGCACUCAGCUUCAUUCACAAAGAGACUUGUUGACUCUAAAGAGACUGAGCUCAUUGGAGGAGCAGAGCUUUACAAACCAGUAUGUAGAGCUUGCUUCUCCGCAGGGGAAAAUACUAAAGAGAUGGUCUUCAAAUCCUCAGACUCAAAAGAGAACUUUAAUUCCGAUGAUAUUAAAUGUGAAGCAUCAGAUGGCUCUAAACUCGAAAAGAUUUCUGUGCUGACUUCGAUUCAGAUUUCCUCAAAUGAGAACACAGAUGCUAACUUGCCUCUGACAGAUGUGUCCUAA
This is a messenger RNA of Moneuplotes crassus, 726 nucleotides long. NCBI's taxonomy places the organism in Eukaryota, Ciliophora, Spirotrichea, Euplotida, Euplotidae. The record is from the annotation of a GenBank genome assembly.